AUGAAGGAACUUCUUGACUCGGAUCGAGUCAACUUCCUGGUUUGGAGGUAUUUAUUAGAAGGAAAUUAUCGAGAGACAGCAGCAAAAUUCCAGAAGGAGUGGCACAUCAAAGAGCCCCAUCGGCAUUUUGAUUUCGCCCCUCAUGUCCAGAGCCAUGCGUUGGUAUCUGUAAUCAAUCGGGGGCUUCUCUACAACUCCCUAGAGAGGGAGGUUUCCCGAAAACAGCUGCCGCAGGGUGUUGCCGCCAACUCUGAAGAGCGACAGUUUGGUGUGUUUGGACCCUUAGUAGUACAGCCGCCUCGGAAAAUUGAGGACGACGAGUCGGAGGAUGCGGAUGGAGAUGCAGACGAUGAUGGCAUCUUGGACGAGCAAGAUAGAGUAUCUCGGAAGCGCCAGAUUGACCCGCGACUGCAGCAUCAAGCAGAACAAUGGAACGGCUCACCAUUGAAAAAACCGCGCCUAAGCAAUGGCUACGAAAAUCGGAUGGACGUGGACUCAGCCACCACACCUUUGGACACUGGUGUUGAUUCAAACGGUCCGGGCGACAACCACGCCUACCCUUCACCCAUGGAAGGCGAACCAGCUCCCACUCCAAUUCCCCGAACGGACGGUCCCGACCAAGGCACUCAAGUCGAAAAAGUCCACGAGUUGGCCACCCAGACGACUUUUCUACGAUUAACCGCUGGAGAUUCGGCACCAGGACACACCAACGGCACGGGCGAAAAUGCACCCAUUUUGUUGCACUGCGAGUGGAACCCCAAGGACCCGUCCAGUCUGGCGGCUGCUGGAACAGAUGCGCUAGCCCGUGUUUGGACCAUUACUCGUGCGACAACUGGCUCUCUGCCGAACGGUGACAGCAGUGCCUCCGGUCACGUGAGUACCGUAAACCAGCCGUUCCACACCCUCAUCGACGACGAGACGCCUGGCAACGCCAACGUGACGGCGCUCGCCUGGAAUUGGGACGGAACGGCAAUUGCGGUCGCUACCGACCAUGGAAACAAGGCGAGGAUUAAUAUUUGGGGUCCCGACGGAACACAUCUCCAGAGGUUUGAGGUCGCAGAGCCACCCAUCAUUAAGCUGCGCUGGAACCCCAGUGACGCUGCCUUGCUCGCGAUUUCGAUCGAUAAUGGAGGAAUGCUGGUGACUGUAUACCCUUCGGCGACAUCUAACACGUUGUCGUACUUUAUUCGAGGUCACGAUUUCAACAGCUGGCCCCUGGAUGCCGCAUGGAUUAACGAGACCGACUUCCUGCUAUGUGGUGGGGAUAUCUUCCAAGCCCUUCAUUGCACCGAUACUUCGAUUGUACUUGCGAGGAAUUUCGAGCUCAAGCCGGACGACAAUUUCACCCAGGUCCUGUUCGACUGGCGUUCCAAGCUCGUGGCGACAUCAAGCGACAAGGGCAUCAUUGAUCUGUGGGAUGAGGCGGGUCAGCGCCGAUCGAUAUCGGCCCAUUCCGGAGCCAUCACGGCCAUGCAGUGGCAACCCCUCCAAACGAACCCUCCCGACGACGAGCGACUUAUUGCGUCCGGCGGCGACGAUUGUGCAAUCCUAAUAUGGAACGCGCGCAUGCCCGACACUAAAGCCAAGUGCUUCCUUACGAUGGAAUCUCCGAUUGUCGCGCUUGCGUUCACGCCAGAUGGGGCCUUUAUUGCUGGAGCCACCGCGACCCGCGUUCUCAUCUGGAAGGUUGGCGACCAUGCCAUCCCUAGAGCCAGCUGGAGCCGCACACCGCAUCCCGGCUGGCUAAGCCCUCGGGCGAGUGCAGAGACCGAUGAAGAAGAUGUUCAUUGCCUGUGCUGGGAUGCGACAGGACAAAAACUGGCCUAUGGUGCCAAUAGCAGAUCCCCCGCGCCCAACCUUGAGCGCGAACCCAAGCCCAAGCCCAAGCGUAAAUUAUCCCUCGAGUUGGACAUCGAGGGAACAAGGAAGAUGUUCCAAUCUAUGUUUGGCGAACAGGCCGGCGAACCUCGCAAACAGAGCGCCGAAAUUUUGGGUUGGGACAAGAAAGAGGAGUGA
Molecule: messenger RNA, 2016 nt
Organism: Scedosporium apiospermum
Lineage: Eukaryota; Fungi; Ascomycota; Sordariomycetes; Microascales; Microascaceae
Exons: 6
Coding region: 1-2016 (671 amino acids)
Biological process (GO): regulation of transcription by RNA polymerase II
Cellular component (GO): Set3 complex
Molecular function (GO): protein binding; transcription corepressor activity
Source: RefSeq, a predicted model, not a curated record